GCGUCACUGAUGAUGCAAUCAGUCUGCGCCGCGUAGAAGGUUUACUAUGGCGGUGUCUCAGGCGAAGCUGGAGAAGGAGAGCGAGGAUUGCUCUUUGUUGCCUUUAGUUCAUGACAUUAUCAAAUGCAUGGACAAGGAUAGCCAAGAUGUUCACCAAGAACUCACAAAGCUGAAGGCAAAGAUCCAGGAGGCUCGGGAACAGAUAUCCAACAUGCCCGGGAUAGACUGCAGUCCAGUGGAGCAGCAGCAACAACUGGCUACGUUACGGGAGCAAGUGCGCACCAAGAACCAGCUGCUGCAAAAGUACAAAAGCCUGUGCAUGUUUGAUGUUCCAAAAGCAUCGUGACACUGGAGACUGGACUACUGUGGUUGUACAAAGACUUUGUGUUUAGUUGCUUUCACAAAAAGGUAAACUGUUUCCUGAAGAACGAAGAAGCCAGCAGCAGACUUUUUCCUGAGCAGCAGCUCAUGUUUUUCAGCGUGGAGAUGCAUUCAUUGCAGCUGUUAAUGUAUGUUUCCUAUGUUAUAUUUGUUUGUAAUAAAGUGGUUUAACUGAGAA
Cynoglossus semilaevis (tongue sole) is the source of this 559-nucleotide messenger RNA. It is a transcript of the gene med9, whose product is annotated as mediator complex subunit 9. Lineage: Eukaryota; Metazoa; Chordata; Actinopteri; Pleuronectiformes; Cynoglossidae. The record is from RefSeq and is a predicted model, not a curated record. Gene Ontology annotation, cellular component: mediator complex. Gene Ontology annotation, biological process: regulation of transcription by RNA polymerase II. The coding region runs from base 47 to 346 and encodes 99 amino acids. Gene Ontology annotation, molecular function: transcription coregulator activity. The transcript has 2 exons.